Porites lobata is the source of this 4763-nucleotide messenger RNA. The record is from the annotation of a GenBank genome assembly. NCBI's taxonomy places the organism in Eukaryota, Metazoa, Cnidaria, Anthozoa, Scleractinia, Poritidae.
AUGAUUCAUUGGUAUCGUAACAAGUACAGUCAUCCCUCGGUGGUGGAAGUUGAUAAAACUUCUUUCGAGGCCUCAUGGAGAGAAAUUUCUGAAGCGAUGCAACGACUUGGUGAAGAUGCAUCUCGGAUUGCAAGCCUUAAAGUUGCGUCACUCUUGACCGGAAACUGCAUAGAAAGGCUCGCGAAGUUUGAUUUCUCCGCCGAAGUCGAGUGUUAUUCGUCAAAACAUCAUCGUGGAACCCGCGAGUGGGUUUUCUGUCACGUGGACUCGUGGUUUCUCGAUCGGGGUUCAGAUUCGCGUGUUUUAAUCGUCGCUGGAAAUGCUGGCAUGGGAAAGACAGUUAUUGCAGCAAAGUUGUGCAAGAAAAUGAAGGAUCAGGGGCGUCUUGGUGGUAUGCACUUUUGCCAGCAUAAUAACCAGAGAAGACGGAAACCAGAGCUGAUGCUUCAGUCACUUGCAAAGCAUUUAUGUGAUUCACUUCCAGGAUUCAAAGAAAUUUUAACAGGUAAGAUUAUUAUUUUAAAAGCAGUUACGAUAUAUAAUUAUGCAAUGAAGGCUUCAAGAAUAAGGAUGCUAUUAAAGAGAGCUGCAAACAGUGAGGUUCCUAAAACACAAAGGAGGAAAAUGAAGAAAUAUUUUCACAGUAUUACUUAUUUGUUUUGCAUUUAGAAAAGUGCAAAGGGGUAUGGUCAAAGAAGAGGCAGCUGUGCUUCCCUCUUACCCACAGGUUACUGAUGAUCGUGAAUUUACCACGACCACUUGCUAAAUGGCUACUUGGUCAAGAACCUUAUAAAAUAUAAUGUGGGUAUAAAAAAAGGAAUAGAAGAUAAGGCAAAUAAGUGUUAAAUGUGAUCAGCAGCUGAGGGGAUCGCAUUUAUUAUUUAUUUCCUACAGCCCAAGCUCGUAUGUCGCGAUAUUCAUAUAUUAAUUUUUUUUUACUCACCAUCUCCAGGUCUAUUACGAAAUUAUAAUUGACGUUGGUCGUGUAAUCUCAGUAUUAGCGUUUCUUUCUGGUCAUCGCGAUGAUCAGAGUUCGAUACCUUAUCAGGUCGGAUGUUUACUUUCAUUUUCUUUUUCAUCAAUUGCUACUGACAGCAGGUUAACAAAACUGCGAUGAUCGCAUUGACGUUUUGUGAUUAAUUUUUACCGGUAAAACCCAGUGUUCAAGGUCAGUGUAUUAAAGCAUGUUUCUUGUGGAAAGUGAAAAUCAUCAAAGGCGAAAGUACUUAAGGUUACUGUUGGAAUCGUUUAACUCAACAAUUGUAUGAUUAAUGUAGCUGGAAUGAUACUUAUAUAUUCAUUUCCUCCGUUGUGUUUAACUUUUUAGUCUUUGUAAAAAUUCACGUGAUAAGUUAUACUUAGUAUUCAGAAGUGAGACAUUGUCUUUUAUUGAUAGGUCAGCUGGCCUCCGUAAGUGCUAACGAACUAGCGAGUAUGAACAUAGAAGAGCUGUUUACCCAUCUCCUUCAGGAGCCAACAAACAUCAUCGAGGACCCAGGUAUGAAUUUCCUGUUGUUGGUCGAUGCUUUAGAUGAAUGCGAGUACGAUGGAAGGAACAGACUGUUAGACGUUAUUAUGUCGCAGUUUCACAAGCUGCCAACUUGGAUAAAGUUUCUCGUGACAGGCCGACCAGAAAACCAGAUGGCCAAAAAGCUUGAGCAUUUAAAUCCCCUCGUCCUUGACGCUCAGGACGAAAACAAUCAGAAAGAUAUUGAGGUGUUUUUGGAGGAUAGUUUAAGGGAUAUCUUACCAAGCUGUGACGUGAAGGAAAAUGUUCAUCGCUUUGUCAAUCAAGCCGAAGGGCUCAAGCUUUACGCGCACUAUUUUGUCCAAUUUGCCAAAGAAAAUAAAGAAACUGUGAAGCCUGAGGAUCUCAACGACAUCUUCCCUAGUGGAAUUGCCUCCGUUUAUGACCAGUACUUUGGUCGCCUACAGAUGAAUCUCGGCGUCGAGAAUGGGCCUUUCUGCGACUUUCUAGCUUCAAUUGCUGCAGCGCGGUCUCCGUUGCCCGUUACGGUUGCUUACAGAAUACUAGGAUUCUGCCGCGACACUGUAGAUGGUAAUUCAGGUCAAAUUCAAAAGAUCUCGGGAUCCAUCUCAACCCUUCUGCCCAUUCGAAACGAGUGCAUUGAUGUUUUUCACAAGUCGAUCGUUGACUGGUUGUCUGUCCCUGAAUUAUAUGGAAACCACAGAUUCACAGUUGACUUGAAUCGAGGCAACGCCAUUCUUUCUAGUGAGUGUAUGAAGAUCUACCAGGCCAUUGAGAAUCGUCAUAAUGUCGACGUUGCUGAGAACACUACAGAAGAAAACUAUGCUCUGCAACACGGAACUUACCAUUCUACUGCCUCUGAAUGUUUGGAAAUAAGUGAAAGGCAAAGAAAUGAACUCUUUCGCCAUGCGUGCAGCCUAGAGCUCCUGUAUGCCAAGUUACAGAGCAAAGUUUGUGAUGUCUUUUCGAUCAUCGAAGAGCUUCAGUGCAUCAAGUCAAUUCUGAAUUUGCCAAAUGUGGACUCGAUGGAACUGGACGACUGCAUAAAUUGCUUGAAGCGACAUCCUUACGUUCUGAUGGAGAACCCUGAAAUGGUUUUUCAGUUUUUGGUAAACGAGGCCGAAACAACCGCAAUGAGUCUUGAAGCUUGUGCUGUAAUGCAUCAACCCCCAUUUGAGAUUCCUCUUCGGGUGGAGGUGGUUAACAGAGCCCAGUCUAAGAAUCCAGUAACUUCUAAAUUCCGAUGUAAGACCUACGUGAAUUGCUGUGAUGUUUUGAAAGAUGGCGAACACUCACUUUUGGUCUGUGGAUUUAAAGGGGGCUUUAUUCACAUGUUUUCCUUGGAGACAGGAAGGGAACUAUGGUCCUACCAAAGUGAUGACGUUGAGGUAUGGCCAGAGGAGGAACGUUGCAGGUACUGUGUAUUUGUCCCCCAUCAUGGCGCAAUCAUCUAUGGUCGAUUCGAUAGUGCUGUGACAUUUAAAGGCGAGUCCAUGCAGCUGUUUCCGGACAACAGUCAUUCUUUCAUCGAUUCAUGUGUUUCACAAGACAGGAAAAAGUUGGUGACUCGACAAACACAUUUGACUGCCGCCCUUUUUGUAUGGGAACUUGACACAGGAAACAUGCUGGCCCGUUUGGAGCAAACAACUGCCAGCAUCACCUGCUGCACAAUCUCAUCCUGCGGAAACUUUGUCAUUUCGGGUAGCUUUGACCAAGGCGUCUCUCUUUGGGACAUAAAUAAAGCACCUAACUACCGAUGUCAGCACAAUUCAUUUGACGGCGAACAACCUUUUAUAAUUGACUGUCUGGCGAGUUUGGAAGGAAGUUCCCAGCAUGUUAUUGUAAAUUCUUCAAAGAAGCCGUCGUUAACGGUGUGUGAGAUAAACACAUCCACGUGCGAGGCCUCGAAGACAACGCUCUUACACCUGGGGUCGACUCACAAAAGCCUUGGGGUAUCAAGCAGUGGAGGCCUAUUGUAUGUGUGCGGUGAUUCCCAGCGUAUCAGCUGUGAUAAUGUACCAUUUCAGGUUCGCAUUGUUCCAAUUUCCAGUGCGACGAAGUGGGAAUAUCUUAAAGAGGUGGACCUGGAAAGGGUUCUUCUACGGGACGGUGAGACCGUCUAUAUGUGCCAGUCCUUAGAGAAGGCAGAGUCUGCUGUUGUAACUGACAGAGGUGUGCAAGCCAUUUCCUUUUCAGUGGAUGGGAAACAUGUUUACGUUCUGUCCAAGGUAGGAAUGAGCAUGUACGAAGCUUCAAGUGGUCGUUUUCUACGGAACAACACGAACAUUUGCCAAGCAAAUUUCUUUGCUCUGUCACCCAAUGGAGAAUUCAUUCUGAUUCAAACCAAAGAUGCCUUUGAAAUAUACAAUUGCAAGCUUGAGUAUCAGUGGUCUCUAUUGUUUCAUCCAGUUGUACACCACUUUUUCUUCAAAUUCAUUGACGAUGACAGAGUUUUGUUCUUGUUUAAAAGGGGAGACAUUCAAGUGUGGAACAUCGCUGAGAGUAAGUUAUUUGUUGAAAAGCUGAACUCGAAUAACUCUUUGGUUGAAUGUUGCGACGUCUUUACCUUGGAAAAGAGUGCAGGUGACAUAAGCACUUGGCAUUAUCGACUUCUCUUCUGUAAUCGUCAUGGUAGCUUAAGUUUGCAUGACACGUUCAAAAGCCGCACUUUUACACAGAAGGUUUCUAAUGACCAAAUUGUCAAGUGCUGCAAGUUUUCACCAGAUGGCCGCUCAGUAGUGACAGGCCACAUUGAUGGCACAUUACGGAUUUGGGAAGGUAGCCUUUUUGAACUAAAGAAGAUUUUGCCUCCUGGAGAUGGAAUGGUCAAAGGGUGCGGUUUCUUAGUCCAAGAUCUUGGAGAUGUCGUUGUGGGCGUGCACGAGUCUGGUGCUUUUAAGGUAUGGGAUGUGUUCCGGAAACGUGUACUUGGAUUUAUGAGCUUUGAAGGCAAACUUCGUGGACUCGUUACUUCUCCGUUGAAUGCACAGGUCUGUGUCGCUCUUGAGGACAAAAUUGUCAUUCUAAAUGUUCCCAGACCUGAGAUUGAUUAAAUGAACACAUUAAACUCUUGACCCUGAUUAGCCGCUGAAAGCUUAAAGGAGACUUUCCUGUCGACAGGUUUAUAGAAACCAGAGGCAUCGAAAACGCAAGACAAAUGUAAACCAUUUUUACUUUCAGACCUAGUCUUGUUUUAUUACACCAAGUUUUUACAUAGUUUAUUAUUCAUAAUUAGGGCCAUAAUAGCAAGGCCCAGGCCAAUGAUAUGAGCCGG